Messenger RNA from Triticum aestivum (bread wheat), 2245 nucleotides. RefSeq names its product G-type lectin S-receptor-like serine/threonine-protein kinase B120. The coding region runs from base 80 to 1984 and encodes 634 amino acids. The record is from RefSeq and is a predicted model, not a curated record. Gene Ontology annotation, cellular component: plasma membrane. Lineage: Eukaryota; Viridiplantae; Streptophyta; Magnoliopsida; Poales; Poaceae. Gene Ontology annotation, molecular function: protein serine/threonine kinase activity; ATP binding. The transcript has 7 exons. Gene Ontology annotation, biological process: protein phosphorylation.
UCCACAGUUUGACAUCUUGCAUCUAUAUCUAUGACACAUUUUCACCCUCGGCACAAGCAGAGAUGAAGGAGGCAGCCUAAUGGCUAUGCGCUACAUCCCCAUCUUCUUCCUCCUAUUCUUGAGUUCAUUCUGCAAAUCUGAUGAUCAACUCACACAAGCAAAGCCACUCACCCACGGCCACACUCUCAUCUCCGAAACCGGAGAUUUCGCUCUUGGCUUCUUCUCCCCGACGACCUCCAACAGGAGCUUUUACCUUGGCAUAUGGUACCAUAGCCUCCCCGGACCACGGACUGUUGUGUGGGUCGCCAAUCGAGACAACCCAAUCACCAACCCUUCGUCCGGGACGCUUACCGUCACCAGCAAUUCAUCAUUGGUAUUAUCUGACUCCAGUGGCCGCAAUAUAUGGAUGACAGCAAGCAAUAUACCCGCUAGAGUUUCCAGAGCUCAUGCAGUGCUACUCAACUCGGGGAACUUUGUUCUCCGGUCGCCGAAUGGUGCGGACAUAUGGCAGAGCUUUGAUCACCCGACCGACACAAUGCUUCCAACAAUGAGAUUUUUGGCAAGCUACAAGGCACAAGUUGUCGGGCGGUUCAUUGCUUGGAAGGGACCGCAUGACCCGUCCUCCGGGAACUUCUCCUUAAGUAGCGACCCCAGCUCGCCAACCCCUCAGCUCAUCAUUUGGCAUGGGACCAAGCCAUACUGCCGCACCACUGUGUUGAAUGAAGCUUCGGUGAUUUACGGGGGGACAUACCUGAGCAACACCGGAUCUGUAUUGUAUGAAGCGAACAUCAACUCUAGAGUUGACAAAAAGAUAAGUUCAGUAAAGAUUGUACUCCCGAUUGUGGCAUUCUUGCUGCUACUAACAUGCAUAGCCCUCGUCUGGAUGUACAAAUGCAGAGGCAAACGGCAAAGGAGAGAAAACCAGAACGCACUAAUGCAAGGAUACUUUAGUACAUCCAACAGACUCGGAGGCGAAAGUACAGAAUUUCUAUUUGUUAGCUAUGAAGACAUCCUUUCAGCAACAAAUUUUUUCGCUGAUUCGAACUUACUUGGACGCGGAGGUUUUGGCAAAGUUUACAAGGGCACACUGAAAGGUGGAAAUGAAGUUGCUGUUAAGAGGCUCAGUAAGGGUUCUAAACAAGGUAUAGAGGAGUUCAAAAAUGAAGUAGUUCUGAUUGCCAAGCUGCAGCACAAGAACCUAGUCAGACUUCUUGGAUUUUGCAUUCAGGAGGAUGAGAAGUUGCUGAUCUACGAAUAUUUACCUAACAAAAGUUUGGAUGCCUUUCUUUUUGAUGCUGCACAAAAACAUGUGCUUGAUUGGCUGACGCGGUUCAAAAUAAUUAAAGGGGUAGCAAGAGGGCUUCUUUAUCUUCACCAAGAUUCAAGAUUAACAAUAAUUCAUAGAGAUCUCAAAGCAAGCAACAUUCUAUUGGAUACCGAAAUGACUCCAAAAAUUUCAGAUUUUGGUAUGGCAAGAAUCUUUGGUGCAAACCAAAAUCAUGCAAACACAACCAGGGUCGCUGGGACAUAUGGCUACAUGUCACCUGAGUAUGCGAUCGGAGGUGCCUUUUCAGUGAAAUCCGACACUUAUGGCUUCGGCGUUCUUCUGUUGGAGAUUGUUAGUGGGUUGAACAUCAGCUCACCUCAGCACAAGACAAACUUUUGUAGUCUGAUAACUUAUGCAUGGAGAGUAUGGGAAGAUGGAAAUGCAACUGAGCUAGUGGACUCUUCAAUUUUGCCAAGCUGCGCACUUCAGGAAGUUUUACGGUGUAUUCAUGUGGGACUCUUGUGUGUUCAAGACCAUCCCGAUGAUAGGCCACUAAUGUCAGCUGUUAUGUUUAUGAUAGAGAAUGAAAGUGCACUGCUUCCAACUCCAAAACAACCUGUAUAUUUUUCUCCAAGUAAGUGUGACGAUGGAGAAGCAAGGGACAGCAUGAACUAUUCAGUAAAUGUAAUGAGUUCCACAACGGUAGAAGGCCGUUAGAUGUUUAAUAACAUAGUUUGCACACAUCCUAGUAUAGCUAGUUGUAUGCUUCACAAUUUACUUUUUAUGUACCGAACUCUUACUUAGGUGCUUGUAAUAUUUGUGUGUUUAUUGUAUAAGAAAAGUUGUGAAUAACGGAGGCGUGGUAAGAUGUUGAUCUCAUUCUGUUACUCAGGCAUGGAGAUUAUAGGAAGAUGGAAACGCAAUUGAACUUGUGGACUCUUCAUUUGUUACAAGUUGCCCAUUUAACGAAGUUUUGCG